CAGCGAUGGAGCCGGCGGGGAGCGGGGGCACCUCCUCCGCAGACUCUCAGGCCGCCUUCGUGCUGAGUAACCUGGCCGAGGUGGUGGAGCGCGUCCUCGCUUUCCUGCCCACCAAGGCGCUGCUGCGGGUGGCCGGGAGCCCGCCCCGCCCAUCUCCGCCAUCCUAGUAACCGCAGCGAGCCUUGGUAGCGCUUCGCCAAGGGAGAGAUUGAGGCUAGACGCAUUCCAGACCCGUGCUGGGGGACACGCAGCAGGACCCCUCUGGGAAGGGGGAUGUCGGGUGUGUCUCGAUUAUGGAAGGAAUGUGUACGCCGAACCUUGAGGACCCAGCAGAGCGUGGCCUGGAUCUCCACAAUGGAGCCCGGGCCCCCAGAGAUGCACUCGCUGGUCCAAGUGUUAGCCAAGGAGCUUGAGAAGGUUCAUGCGCUGCCACAGACUGUCCUCUACAUGGCUGAUGAAGACACUUUUGUUGGAGAGGAGGAUGGUCACGGACACAAAAAAGCACGAAAGAGAAACCCCCAGGAAAUUGCUCGUGCCAUUGAGAGGUUGUUUCCAAAACGCUGCCAUGUCCUUGGGGUUAUAACCCCAGGAGUUAUAGUAACUCCAAUGGGAUCAGGUAGCAACCGACCUCAAGAAAUAGAAGAUGGAGAAGCUGGCUUUGCAAUAUUGUUCCCCAAAAUUGAUGGAGUCAAAAUUGAGACUUUUCAUUUUCUGAAGGAUCUGAGAAAAUGUAUCCAUGAAAGCAAAUUGAUUGAAGCAGGUCUUAAAAACAAUCCUGAGCUUCGGGUGGUCCUUAUAUUUGGCUACAAUUCUUGGAAGAUUGGAGCUGCUGGAUUUCUUCAGAAAGUUGUCAACAUUCUCAAUGAAAAAAGCGUCAUGCUUGCUGGUGGUCAGGUAGACCGCUUGACCUCCUUGACAUCAGAGAGUAACCCUCCCACCAACGAGGCCUGCGGUGUGGUCGGCCUCUCCUUCAGUGGACCUCAGAUCCAGAGCGCAUCAGUGCUGCUGAACCAGGAUGUGAACGACGAGAAGACGGCCGAGGCCGCCAUGCAGCGCCUCAAAGCUGCCAACAUCCCCGAGUACAACACUUUUGGCUUCAUGUUCGCCUGCGUGGGCAGAGGCUUCCAGUACUACCGGACCCGCCGGAACGUGGAGGCGGAUGCCUUCCGGAAGUUCUUCCCCACCGUUCCCUUGUUCGGCUUCUUUGGCAAUGGAGAGAUCGGAUGCGAUCGCAUCGUCACGGGGAACUUCAUCCUGAGGGAGUGCAACGAGGUGGAGGAUAUUCUGCUCCACAGCUACACCACCGUCAUGAUCCUCAUCCACCUCGGCCCAACCAAGUGAGCCUCUGCUUCGGGGGCACCUGCCGAAACCCGCCCGCGUGUGUACAUAUUUCAGGUGAAAGUCCCUUUAGAAGUAUCUGUUUUAUACCUUUGUUUAACGCUCUCGAGAUAAUGUUGAAAUAGGUCUAAUGGUGUUAAGUGAAGGAGAAUGUGUGUGUAACUGUCAGCCGGGGGAGGGGGGAGCUUGGGGGAGCCUGUGGGCAGUGCCCAGAGGGACAAGUGAGGCUUCCUUGCCUGCGGUGAGGGAGGAGAGCACUGGAUUGGGAGUCCCAAGUCCUGCCUCUGCCACUGGUAGUUGUGGGACCUUGGACAGGACCCCUUACCUCUCUGAGACUCAGUUUCCUCAUCUGCAAAAUGGAGAGAACACUCACUACCUAGCUCACAGGGUUGUUGUGAGGCUAAAAACAGAAUGUGUGUAGAGCGCUCUGUAAACCUGGCAGUGCUACAGAAAUGUGUAAGUGGUUAUUGUCAGAGAAUGAUCAUCUUGGGGCCAUAAUCAUGAAGUUUUUUGUUUUCUUCAAAAACAUACAACAUUGGUCUGUUGUCUCCUUCAGGGAGAUCUUUUCUCAAAUGCACCUGUUUUUCAGACACUUUAAUAAAGUUAUUACAUUAUUUUUACUCAUUGCAUAAAAGUUACAAUAAAAUAUUUUGUGGUGGUA
Monodelphis domestica (gray short-tailed opossum) is the source of this 1999-nucleotide messenger RNA. It is a transcript of the gene FBXO22, whose product is annotated as F-box protein 22. Gene Ontology annotation, molecular function: protein binding. The record is from RefSeq and is a predicted model, not a curated record. Gene Ontology annotation, biological process: regulation of skeletal muscle fiber development; protein polyubiquitination; positive regulation of proteasomal ubiquitin-dependent protein catabolic process. Lineage: Eukaryota; Metazoa; Chordata; Mammalia; Didelphimorphia; Didelphidae.